AUGGAUAUAGACGUUAGUAAAGAAAAUAUACAACCAUUGCGAGGAGGUAGAAAUCUUUUACAGCUAGGAACUGCAUUGCAAGCCCAAUCGGAUGUCGACGCUCAAAGACAGCUUCAGUUGCAAAAAGAGGAACAUGAAGCAGCUAUCAGGCAAUAUCAGGGCAUGGACCCCUUGGAACCAUGGUUUAACUAUAUCCAGUGGGUUGAACAGUCAUACCCCAAGCAUGGACAUGAAGGGCAUAUAGACAAAUUAAUAAAAGAUUGUUUGCAAUUAUUUGAGAAGGAUGAACGAUACUAUCAAGAUAGAAGACUUGUAAAGCUGUGGAUAAAAUAUGUGGACUCUUUAUCAAAUCCCUUGGAGAUAUACCAGAGGCUAUACAAUAUGGGCAUUGGUGUGGAAUGCUCAGAAUUUUACCGAGCUUGGGCAUGCUACUGUGAAGAAUCUGGUGAUUACAAGAAGGCUAACCAAGUAUAUAUGUUGGGCCUUCAAGCAAAAGCUCAGCCGUUGGAUGAACUGGAACAGGCACACAUGAAUUUCCAGUUAUUUUUUGCCCAAAGAAUGUUGCAUGAUGAUUCUCCAACAAAAAGGAAGGCAGCAUCUGCUCUGGCUGAAACAAGAAUGGCACUUACAUCACUGAAGUCAUUUAAAAGGCGCAAUAUUGCUAGUGUGCCAGUUCAAAGAGUAGGAGAGAGCAUAAGAAGUUUUGUGCCAGGGGUAGUAAGGCAACAGCCUGGAAGUUCAGAUAGUAGGAUGCCUAAUUCAAACAUCAUGGUUAAUGUGUAUGAGGAUACUCCUUCUACAUCGCGCGUUGCGAUUCCGGUUGCGGAAGAUCCUGGGCCAGCUUCUUUAGUUCAAGCUUGUAGUAACGUCGAGAAUGAAAAAGAAAUUGGGAUGUGGACAAAUCCUAAGACAAAAAUGGUUCACACUAAUGUUGUACCACAUCAACCAUUACCAUUUACACCUUAUGAAGAUGAGGAUGAUGUCUUGAGGCUACCACCAAACCACUCCCCAUAUUGUAUGGAUGACUUGACAUUUAAUGUGCCUCUAUGUGUACCUGACCCCACAGAUCCGACAAAAAUUCCUUGUUAUAAUAAAGCAGAGGUUUAUGUAAGUGAUAUAGAAUACAGUUUAGAAGAAAUAAGAUCAAGGAAAUAUAACCUGGAAAAGAAACCUAAGACUGCAAGUGUAGAAAAUGUUGAUAUGCAACAGAGAUACAAUGUAAAUGAGGCUCUGGCACAAUGUAGUGCCUUAGAAACUCUAGCUAACUGCGCUUUAGACACAGAACAAGAUCAUUUAGGGCAGCUUAUGCCUUUAUCAAUACCUUCUCUACAAAAUAUCACCAAAGUGACAAAUAUGCAUUCGCCUGGUGAACCUAGAGUCUUAGUUAAUUUGGAUUCCAAAGAAUUGAGUGAGCAUGAUGUUAAGAGAAAUGAUGAUAACCAAAAGUCGUCUUCCUCUUCAUCUGACAAAGAAAAUCAAGUGGAGAAAAUGAACACUUCCUGUAACAAUUUCACUCCAGAUAAUGCGUGUGAAAAUUAUCCUAAAAACAACUUGAUGGAAGAGUUCAAUAAAAGUUUAAUGGGCAACCUACUUGGUGACUCUGUAACAGUUAAUACAAAGGAGGCGCGGUGGGAACUCAGAAACAUAUUCAAUGAUAAUGAGGCGUCUAUAGUGCAACCAGUGGUUCAACAGUUUGAUGUGCCAAAGUUUGAUAUCCAUGAAGAUAGGUCAAUCACUAUGGCUAUUAAUACCAAAAAGAAUUUUGAAAUUGCUGAUGUAAGAAACAUGCCAGAAGACAAGGAAAACGCUAUCCAAUUUAAUCCUCCUCCUACAGUAAAUGCCCCUCAACAGGUAAACAAAACUGCUUAUUAUGAAGAGCCUUCUUGCACACAAGUGUUUAAUUUUAAUAUAAAGGAUGCGAGCACACCAAAUAUGUUACAGUUCAAAAAGCCAUCCGGCUGUAUUGACCAGUCAAAUAAAUACCCUUCAGUGCCAAAAUUUAUUAUGGAUGAAAGUGUUAUUGAACAUUCAGAUCAUGCCACUGGAAAAAGGGAUGAGUACUCACAACAACAUGCAACUGACCAACAUACAACUGACCAACAUACGACUGACCAACAUACAACUGACCAACAUACAACUGACCAACAUACGACUGACCAACAUACAACUGACCAACAUGCUACUGUUGAAAAUCAAGGCGCUGGAUUAUCUGUUAUAAUGGAGGCAACUAGAGAAUAUAAUAGUAAAUCAGGGUCAAGUUCAUCGGGUCAAUCGAUAAGAACAAACUUCACAGGGUAUACUACUAAUUACGAUUCUAUGUACAAUAAUCACAACGAUCCAUCACAGCAGGGUACUGCUACCAAGAGAAAUUCUGUAUCCACGCAACCCAGACUACCUAAUGGACAGUUUUCACGGAUUUAUCCACAGAAGCGGGAAUCUCAAGAAAAUAAACCAGUGCCUCCGUCUACAUCAGUGCCUUAUCAAUCCCAUGACCAUCAGUAUCAAAAAUCGGGUCCUUCUACUUACAAUGGAUUUACGCAACAAAGAUCAAUGCAUAAUCAAUACCAACAAGGCUUCAGCUACAACCAACAGACAUAUGCAAACAACCAAAUUAUGACACAACAGGAGCAGAACUAUCAAACUCCUAACUCAAAUGCCUAUCACAGUCCACAACACCCUGGUAUGCAGAGUCCUCAUGAAGUUAAUGCACCUGUUCCAGCAGGUUUCCAAAGUCCCACCUAUUCAAAUCAAAAGGGAUACCAUAGCCCAGGACAUGUCAUGAUGAGUCCUCAACAUGGAUAUACAAAUAGACAGGAGUAUCAUUAUGCUAGUCAAUCCGAACGACAGCAUAUAUACGCUAACCAAUCACCACAGCAACCCGCUGUAUUCCAAAGCCCUCCACAUCAAACUCAGUAUCAAAACACACAAUAUUAUCAAAGGCCAAGUCAAAUAACAGCACAAAACCAAGUUUACAACCAACAAAACUAUCACAAUAUACAUAACCAGUAUACAGGUGGAAAUAUUUAUGGCAGUCCUAACCAACAUCUUAACAAUCCAAACUUUAGUACAGUACAGACAGCAUACAGACAGUCACCAAAACAAAACAUAGAAAAUAACUCUUCUGCAUAUGCCAUUGCAAGCAAUCAAAUGGCAAACAAUCAGUCAUUUCAGAUUUACCAAAGUCCACAGACUUCUCAAAGCAAUUACAGAAAUGCUGCAGUACACAACAGUAUGAUUCAAGAAACAGAACAAAUGAGACAAGAUACUCCGAACGAUGUAUCCUUGAGAGGUCCAGAAUCUGGAGAAGUUGAUAAAAACUGUAGCAACAACAAGAGUUCGCAGUCCAAAAAUUCAGCCUCGCGAAAGAGUCCUUCUGCUUUAAGAAACAUUAGGCAUGACCAACCUAAUGUAAAACAUAGUCAAAACACUUCUGACAUAGGAUUUUCAAAUCAGUUCCUUAACUUUAUUUCUAAUCGUAAUGAACCUAAAGACAACGCCAACACCCCUAAGUUUACUAACAGUCCCAGUAUUUCACAAAAGAUGCAUAAGAAUCUAUAUGUUUCAAGCCCUGAGCAGGCGCAAAUACCUCCUUCAUCUGGUAUGUCUGACUCGGACAGUAAAGAUGGUAUGACAGCUCAAACUGCUACACCCAUCCAAUCCGCUAAAGUAUCUCACAGUAUUGAAAAGCAAAAAGAUAUAUCCAAGAGACAACUAGACUUUGAGCAAAGAGUCGAAACUCAAUCGGAAGAUAGCCGAGAUUCUGUCAGUAAGGACAGCAGGAUCUCGUCUGUUUAUUCAAGACAAUCUGAUUUCCAAUCAGAUGGGUAUGGAAUGGAUGUAGAUAGUGAGAAUUCUAUGGAAUGUGCAGCAUUCAAAUCUACACACUCUAUUUCUUUAGUGGAAACCAGUGACAUACCAAGACCAGCAGAUAUUGAUUUCCCAAAGAAGAUUGAUCCAUUUAACAAGAAGCUUAUAGCUUCACUAUUGGAGUAUGUUAAAUUUCCUAAUAAAACUCAUGCUGAAGGGUAUAUUGAAGUACGAUCCAUCCCAAAAUUACAAAUAUCUACUAUGAUAAGUGUUGGUAGUAACAAAUUUUCUAUUGAAAAACAGUUGGGUAAAGGGAAUUAUGGUGCCGUGUUCUUAUGCUCGGACGUGAACAGAAGUAAAUCGGCGGCUAUUAAGUAUCAAAAACCUAGUCGUCCAUGGGAGUUUUACAUCUGCCAAGAAAUAAAAGCGAGAAUUAAAGAUCCAUUUAUGCUUCCAGGCUACAUGGAUAUAACAACUGCUUUCUUAGGUGAUAAUGCAAGUUUAUUUGUAUCAGAAUAUUCAAAAUAUGGGUCUCUUUUGGAUGUUGCCAACAAAGUUAGAAUUGCUACCUCAAAAUGUAUAAGUGAAGACAUUGUUAUCUUGCUGACGUCUGAAAUACUUUCUAUAGUACACUAUCUUCAUAAAGCACAGAUUAUUCAUGCAGACAUAAAACCUGAUAAUUUCUUACUUAUGAAUAUCCCUACUCAAGUAUGGAGGACUCCAUCUCUGCAAUUAAUUGACUUUGGUUGUGCAAUAGACAUGUCCUUAUUUCCAGAAGGUACAACAUUUAGAGAGUUAAUUGCGACUGAAGGAUUCACAUGCACUGAAAUGAGGGAAGGAAAGCCAUGGACUUACCAAACAGAUUUAUACUGCUUAGCUGGUACAAUACAUGUUAUUUUGAUGGGAAGCUAUAUGAAAGUUGCCAAUCGUCUUGGUCAAUGGAAUAUUGACAAAAAACUACCAAGGUACAUGAAAGUCACAUUGUGGGACAAAAUAUUCACAACUCUUCUUAAUAUAGCAGAUUGCAAUAAAUUGCCAGAUUUAAUGGAUCUCAAGAAUGAGGUAGACAGUGUACUGAAUGCAAUGGAUCUUGGCCCUAAACUUGGCCACUUUGCUAAUAUUCUUAAUUCUAGAUAA
Molecule: messenger RNA, 4944 nt
Organism: Parnassius apollo (apollo)
Lineage: Eukaryota; Metazoa; Arthropoda; Insecta; Lepidoptera; Papilionidae
Source: the annotation of a GenBank genome assembly